UAGCGGGGGCAGGCGCGGCUGCGGAGGCGGCCCCGGCCCGGCGGCUGGGAUGGAGCAGAAACGCGCCGGGUGCGCGAGCACACGCAGCUGACAGAGCCGCCCCGCGUUCGCCCGGCUUCCCCGCCAGCCGCCGCAGCAGCCCGGGCCGCCCAGGCUGAGCGCGCAGAGCCGCCCGCGCCUCCCGGCGCCCGCCGCAGCCAGCCGGGCGGAAAAGGAAGCGUCCGCGCCCGGAGCGCUCGGUCAUCCCCGGAGCUCGGCGCCCAACACCAGGGUACCAUGGUCUGCAAGACUCUCUUCGCUCUCUGCAUCUUCACGGCAGGGUUAAGGAUACAGAGCCUGCCUACAUCUGCCCCCUUGCCUGUUUCUCUUCAGGCAAAAAUUAUCUCAUCGAGGGGCAUCUGGACAAACUCUCCGCAAAGCCCCCCUGCCUCCCCGACCACUGACACAGCCAGCGACUCCGUCUUCCCAAUUACGGCCUCCACUCCAACACCUAUCGUCCCCAAGAACAUUUCCGUGGAGCCCAGAGAAGAGAACACCAGCCUCCCAGCCACUCACUGGGAACGCAAGAACACAGACGCCUCACCAACAAGCGGUGGGGUGACCCUAACACCCACGCCCUCGGAACACAGCUCAGGCACUCCCAAGGCAAGCGUGCCACCUACAGAGUCGCAGCCCCCCACCGAGACCCCGGCUGAGACCCCGGCUGAGACCCCGGCUGAGUCUCCCUCCGAGUCUCCUGCACUCACCUCCCCUCAGGCUCCAGCCUCAUCACCCCCACCCCUAUCAACCUCACCCCCGGAGAUUUCUUCUGCCUCCUCUGCCAGCACCAACCACAGCUCUGCUGAGACCAGCACCAAGCCCACAGGGGCCCCAACCACCCCAGAGUCCCCAACGGAGGAGCACAGCUCUGAGCGCACACCCACGUCACAUGCCACAGUGGAGCCUGUGCCCACGGACACAACGCCCCAAGCGACAGUGCCAGCCAAAGUGACCUGUAUGCUGAUAGACAUCGAGACCACCGCCUCCCCUGGGGUGAUCAUGCAGGAAGUGGAGCAUGCGCUAAGUUCAGGCAGCAUCGCCGCCAUUACAGUGACCGUCAUCGCCGUCGUACUGUUGGUGUUUGGAGUCGCAGCGUAUCUGAAGAUCAGGCAUUCCUCCUACGGAAGGCUUUUGGACGAUCACGACUACGGCUCCUGGGGAAACUACAACAACCCUCUGUACGACGACUCCUAACGAAGGAACGCGGCUGGGAUGAAGAGACUGUUCUUUAUUUAUAAGUGCUUUCCCAGUAGAGUUAACACAAGUACCUGAUGCGCAUCGAGCGACAAUCUUAAGCCCUUGUUUUGUUGGUUGGAUUGUUUUGUUUUCCUGCCCCCUCCUCUGGCUGCUGUAACUUGCCCUUUCUGGUACAAAAAGAAUCAUUGUUGAAAGGUGAGUGGAGGCUUAUUUGCCACUGAACUGGGCCAACCUGGAGCGGGAGCCGCGGGCCAGACCACCACGGUGGAGGCUCCUGUACCCACCACAGGAGCCACGGAGGAGGGACUGAGGCCAGGCAUUGAGUUGGUUUGUGUGUGUGGGGGGGGGGGUUGGUUUACUGGGAGGGGAGGGACUUUUUGUUUGUGGUAUUUCUUAAACUUUUAGUUAGGAAAUUAAAUCUCAUGAAGAGGCAAGGAAAUGAGUCCCGGGAGGAUUUCACCCUGCAGGUGAGGAAGCAGGGACUGCUGGGGUUCCCUUUUAAUCUCUGUUUUACCCAGGUGUAUCUGACAGGUGCCUGCUCGGCUCUACAAGCUGGAUCCCAGCUUCUUAACUGCCCAGUUAAUGGAAGAGGAAACUAGAAGGUGCCCUGGAGGCGGCCAGCAAGCCGAGGGACCGAGGGGCCACGUUGGUGUCAGAGCUCAGCGUGCCCUCUACCUUGUUCUCUCCCCCCAGGCCACCCACGUCUGCUAAGGAUGUUCUUUCUAGUCAGCUGUGGCUGGGCCCCCGGGCUCUCCACGGAGACAGCUGUGAGAUGAGUUAUCCAAGAGAAAGGGGGAGCAUGUGUGCGUGAGUGGGCGAGCGGUGGGGCAGUAGGGCAGCCUGGGAGCAGACAGGCACUGAAUGCCGCGUUAGGGAAACUCAGAAUCUGCCCUCAGUAACUAACAGAGUCGCCCACUGCUGGAGGAGCCUCUGGAAUCCUUGCUUCAUACCCACAAAACAGCUGGCUCACUGCCUCCCUGUCUGUCGGCUAAUGGCUCUAAACUUUUUUUUUUUUAAGUGUCAAGGCAUUAGUCUACCUGCAGUUGUUCAGGGAGGCGAUUCCAUAGGAAGCAGACACCAUGAUUAAUCCAUGUGUUCCUCCCCUACACUUACCUCACUAAUUCUGCCCUUUAGUUAAUGAGCACUCUUGGGUAUACGGUCUCAAAAUCCUACCACUCGAAUUUUGAAAAAGAAUAGACCGUGUUUGCGGACAUCCACUUACUGCAGUGGUUCUCAACUGGCAGACAAUUUUGUUUCCCCCCGGAAACACUUAAAAAUGUCUCGUGACAUUUUUGAGUGUCACGACUUGGGGGUGUCCCCAGUAGGGAGAGGCCACGGAGGCGCUAAACAUCCUUUGGUGCACAGGCUAGCCCACCACAACAAGGAAUCCUCUGGCCCAAAACGUCAACAGUGCUGAGUUUGAGAAACCCUGAUUUACUGAGAUGCCCAUUGUAACAAGACACUGUUAGCUAAUGCCAGAUUAGCAUUACUUUCUUAGUUUUAACUAAAUGAAAUGGCUUGUUAAAUUGUUAU
This is a messenger RNA of Hyaena hyaena (striped hyena), 2769 nucleotides long. RefSeq names its product prostate androgen-regulated mucin-like protein 1 (gene PARM1). The transcript has 4 exons. The record is from RefSeq and is a predicted model, not a curated record. Lineage: Eukaryota; Metazoa; Chordata; Mammalia; Carnivora; Hyaenidae. Gene Ontology annotation, cellular component: plasma membrane; early endosome; Golgi apparatus. The coding region runs from base 277 to 1233 and encodes 318 amino acids.